GAGUACAAGAGGAGCGACUUCGUCUGCAUUCCAGCCCAGCCAAUCAAAUUCCGGCAGAUGUCUUGGCGGGUGUCUCCAUGAGUCAAUUUGUUUCAGGCUCUAAAGCAGCUUCGUCCAUGGCUACAGGAGCUGCCUCGUUUUCGGCAGCUGCUUUGUCCCCUUGUUCCUCCAGCUCUCCUGUUUCUUGCUCUCCUCCCGAGUCUGCAGGUAAAUCAUUGGCUCCGAGAGCUCCGGCAAUGACGAUAACUUCUGAGAUGGAGGUAGCUCCUUUAAGUUCUGUGGUGCAGAACACAACGUCUGUUCAGGAGACUCGGGGCAACCUUCCUGCCAAUCUGAACGACCCUCCCCUUUUGGCUAAAUCUUCGCUGGCUCGAUUAUUGGCCGCUGAGAUC
Molecule: messenger RNA, 392 nt
Organism: Protopolystoma xenopodis
Lineage: Eukaryota; Metazoa; Platyhelminthes; Monogenea; Polystomatidea; Polystomatidae
Source: the annotation of a GenBank genome assembly